Molecule: messenger RNA, 1218 nt
Organism: Closterium sp. Naga37s-1
Lineage: Eukaryota; Viridiplantae; Streptophyta; Zygnematophyceae; Desmidiales; Closteriaceae
Source: the annotation of a GenBank genome assembly
AUGGUAUCGGAAUCUGGCGCGCCCCCAGGAAGAGCUGCGGAUACGUGUCCUGUGGAGCGGGCUGGACAAAGGGGGGAAGGGGCAGAGAGGACCCUGGAGCAUGAGGAGGCCCCGCAGAUGGAGCCUGUACCACCGGCGGCACCACGGGGGGUUGUUGCUGAGGAGCCGGCUGAGACAGGUGUGGCGGCAGAGGCGUCGGCGGCCGCUGGGACUGCCGCUGCCGCUGGCGGCGGCUCAGCUUCGUCCGCUGCCAUGGAUUCUGCGGUACCGCCACCGGCGGAGGAGCAGGAGUGGGCGGAGGAACAGGAGCGGGCGGAGGAGCAGGGACACGCGGCGGACACGCGGGCUGCUGCGGUACCGAUGCCUGUGGCGGCGGCUGCGGCUGAGUCGUCAGAGGAAGAGAGUCAGGCUCCGUCCCCAGCGGCGGCAGCAGUGACAGAGGUGUUUGCGCUUGAGACGACGCCUGGGGGCUCGGAGGGGGCGGGAGAUGUUGCGGCGACGGUGGGACCUGCUGCCGCUGCGGUGCAACACGAGGACCAGGGGGCGGCGGGCGAUUCGUCUGACGCUGUGUGCACCGAAACGACUGCCGCUGCCGAGGGCGCAGAGACGCAGGAGCACGCCCAGGUGGAGAGUGGUACACAGGCCCCUGAGAGCCGCGACGUCGCUCACGCCACCCGCGACAGGACUGACGGCGCAAGAGGCGGCGGAACUACCGGAGCCCGUGGUGCGCCACGCGGAAGGAGAGGCGGAAGGGGAAGCACCAGAGGGGGACGAGUUACGAUGCUGGGGGGAGAGGCGGCGGUGGAACGGACUGGCACGUGGCAGGAACGUCACGACCGCCCAGACCGUGUGCCUGUGCCAGCGAAUAGGGAGGAAGCAGCUUCUGACAACUCUAAGAACGGGAGUGAAUUUAUGCCAUCCCGCUCAGAGACAUCUGAGGAAGUCUCCCUGGAUGCCGAGGAGAUUCAGCGGGCAGGAUUCGGAGGCCGAGGGAGGAGGGCGGGAGCAGCAAACGGAUCUCGACCCAACACCCUGAGAGCAGGAGUGGCGGGGGAGGCACCACGACAGCCCUCGGAGAAGUCCCCUGCCGACCUGGCGAAGGACGACAGCAUUUGGCAGCUGGCAAGCACAUGGGAUAUUUCGCCGCUCCAGCGUAUGGACCAACCGUUCCUGGUGCGUCGGAUGCCCCCUAAGAUCCUGGAGAGUUACACCCUAUGA